AUGUUCGAUCCGGCCGGCGCUGGCCCGCCGAGCAGCCUGCCGAGCAGCCUCCCCUCGCCGCCGUCGCGCGGCGCCGUCGCCGCCCCUCCCGGCACCCUCCCAUCGCCGACCGGCAUGCCUCUGCCGGCCCCUGGCGGCAUGGCGGCUGCCCCUGGCGGCAUGGCGGCUGCCCCUGGCGGCAUGGCGGCUGCCCCUGGCGGCAUGGCGGCUGCCCGCCCCAGCGCGCUGCCAGCGCCUGCCGGCGGGCUGCCCGCACCGCCACAGCGCGGCGCCCCGACGGAGCUGCUCCCGCUGGCAUGGGAGUGCCGCCGCAGGGCGCGGCCGGAGGACUGCCCGGCAUGA
Molecule: messenger RNA, 342 nt
Organism: Emiliania huxleyi CCMP1516
Lineage: Eukaryota; Haptophyta; Isochrysidales; Noelaerhabdaceae
Exons: 2
Coding region: 1-342 (113 amino acids)
Source: RefSeq, a predicted model, not a curated record